Brienomyrus brachyistius is the source of this 1008-nucleotide messenger RNA. RefSeq names its product endothelial differentiation-related factor 1 (gene edf1). Lineage: Eukaryota; Metazoa; Chordata; Actinopteri; Osteoglossiformes; Mormyridae. Gene Ontology annotation, molecular function: DNA binding. Bases 145 to 591 code for a protein of 148 amino acids. Gene Ontology annotation, cellular component: nucleus. The transcript is spliced from 5 exons. The record is from RefSeq and is a predicted model, not a curated record.
UUUAAAUAAAGAUUUGAAGGGGAGGGUGCGUGUUUGUUGCAGACGUUCGGGGAUUUCACAGGCGGAGAAGAAAGGUCGACGCGUACAGUUAAUAGGCUGCUUCUUUAUAUUUGUGUUUGAAGUACACUAAAGGAUAAAUAAACGAUGGCGGAAAGCGACUGGGAUACCGUGACUGUUUUGAGAAAGAAGGGUCCUACCGCAGCGCAGGCAAAGUCUAAACAGGCCGUCACAGCCGCCCAGAGACGCGGGGAAGCGCUGGAAACCUCCAAAAAAUGGGCAGCGGGGCAGAACAAGCAGCACCUGGUGACAAAGAAUACAGCCAAGCUGGACCGUGAGACGGAGGAGCUGCACCAUGAGAGGGUCACCCUGGAAGUGGGGAAAGUCAUUCAGCAGGGUCGGCAGGACAAGGGUCUGACGCAGAAAGACCUGGCCACUAAAAUCAACGAGAAGCCCCAGGUGAUCGCCGACUAUGAAUGUGGGCGGGCCAUUCCAAAUAACCAGGUGAUGGGGAAGAUUGAGAGGGCCAUCGGCUUGAAGUUGCGAGGCAAGGACAUUGGGAAGCCCCUUGAGCCUGGGCCCAAAAAGCAAUGAAUACAAAGCCUCGAAGUCAGCCCACCCCCCACCCCGACCAACAUCACCUACCUUCCAUCCCCUCAUUCCCCCAAUCUGGGCUGAUCCCACCUGGUUCUUGCAGCUGGACCAUGGUGCACCAUCUCAUUGCCAUGCUGUGGAAUGAGAAGCUUUAUCUAAAUACAUCAAAUAAAUGCAUCGAAUAACGAAAUUCCCAAGUGCUAAUGCUUUAAAUCUUGGUUGAAACUUUAACGACUUAAAUUAACAUGAUUGUGGGACUUGGGUGAGAUUUUCAUUGUCUUUCCCCCCAAGACAUUUCAGGCAUGCUGUGCUUUCUCCUCCUUUCUACUUAAUGGAGUCAUGAUUUCAGCUGACUUGAUGCAUUUUUAAGUUGUACCUUUGUACUUAAAAUAAAGAUUGAAGCAUUUGGCAGUUUAA